This is a messenger RNA of Tyto alba (common barn owl), 4566 nucleotides long. RefSeq names its product myosin light chain kinase 2 (gene MYLK2). Gene Ontology annotation, biological process: intracellular signal transduction; positive regulation of apoptotic process; protein phosphorylation. The record is from RefSeq and is a predicted model, not a curated record. Gene Ontology annotation, cellular component: nucleus; cytoplasm. Bases 1 to 3087 code for a protein of 1028 amino acids. Gene Ontology annotation, molecular function: myosin light chain kinase activity; ATP binding. NCBI's taxonomy places the organism in Eukaryota, Metazoa, Chordata, Aves, Strigiformes, Tytonidae. The transcript is spliced from 13 exons.
AUGGGUGUCCUGGAGGAGCUGAACGGGGGUUCUGCUAAGGCUCCAACAGGGAAAGAGAGGCCGGUGAUUUCCCCAGUCCCAGUAGAGCAGAAGUGGGAGAAUAAAGUUACAGGAGUGGAGCAGGAGACCGGGAUUUACUCGAGUGCUGUUUCAGCACAUGCCUCUAGAGUCAGGGAGCCUCGCCGGACCGGGAGCACCGCAGGGCAGCCGCCUCCUGCCCCGAGAGUCCCCAUGGAGCAGGGCGGUGGGGCGGGCAGCGUGCCCGGCGCUGGGGGGGCUGGUGGCGUGGCCCCCCCUGAAGCAGAGGGUAGCGCAGCCCCGGCAGCCCCCCAGGCUGCUCAGCCCCAAGGGGGGACGGUGCCGGCUGCCACCGAGGCGCAGGAUGGAGGGAAGGAUGAGCCUGGGAAGGGGACGGCUCCGGGUGCUGCGGCGGCUCAGGACGGAGGGCAGGCAGCGUCCCCGGAGGGGAAGGUGCCGGCUGCUGCCAAGGCCCAGGACGGAGGGAAGGGUGAGCCCGGGAAGGAGAAAACUCCAGCUGCAGGAGAGCCCAAAGGAGGGAAGGCAGCGCCCGUGGAGGGGAAGGCUCCGGCUGCUGCCAAGGCUCAGGAUGGAGGGAAGGAUAAGCCCAAGAAGGAGCAAGCCCCUGGGGGGCUAGAGGCUGGGGGUGGUGGGACAGCAAAGCCCACGGAGGAGAAGGCUCCGGCUGCAGCGGAGGCUGAAGGAGGGAAGGCAAAGCCCGUGGAGAAGACAGCCUUGGCUGCAGCACAGGCUCGGGAUGGAGGCAAAGAGGAGCCUGCAAAGGAGAAAACCACGGCUGCUGCCAAGGCUCAGGAUGGAGGGAAGAAAGCUGCAAAAGCAGAGAAAACCCCAGCUGAUAAAAAAACGCCUGCAAAGGAGAAGGUUCCAGCUGCUGCAAAGGCUCAGGAUGGAGACAAUAAAGUGACAAAGGCAGAAAAAGCCCCAGCUGCAAAAAAGGCUCAAGGGGGAGGCAAAGAGGAGCCUGCAAAGGAGAAAGCUGCAGCUCCUGCAAAGGAGAAGGCCCCAGAUGCUGCCAAGGCUCAGGAUGGAGACAAGGCAGCAGCAGCAGCAAAGGCAGAGAAAACCCCAACAAAGGAGAAGGCUCCAGCUACUGUAAAGGCUCAGGAUGGAGAGAGUAAAGUGGCUAAGCCAGAAAAAGCCCCAGCUGCAAAAAAGGCUCAAGGGGGAGGCAAAGAGGAGCCUGCAAAGGAGAAAGCUGCAGCUCCUGUAGAGGAGAAGGCCCCAGAUACUGCCAAGGAGAAAGCUGUAGCUUCUGCAAAGGAGAAGACCCCAGAUGCUGCUAAGGCUCAGGAUGGAGAGAAGGCAGCAGCACAGGCAGAGAAAAUCCCAGCUGCAAAGAAGCCUCAAGACAGGAGCAAAGAGGAGCCUGCAAAGGAGAAAGCCCCGGCUGCUGCGAAGGUGCAGGAUGGAGGGAAGAAAGCCGCAAAGGUGGAAAAAACCACAGUUGCAUCAAAGGCUGAGGAUGGAGGCAAAGAAGAGCCUGCAAAGGAGAAGAUCCCAGCGGCUGCAAAGGAGAAGGCCCCGGCCGCUGUGAGGGCUCAGGAUGGAGGGAAGAAAGCUGGAAAGGUGGAAACCCCCCCAGCUGCAGCAGAGGCUGGGCGUGGGGGUGCGGAGCCCGCAGAGGCAGCGGCUGGGAAGGCUGGGGGUGAAGGGCAGAAAGCGGCAAAGGCGGAGAAGAUGGACCAGCCGAAGGGCUCCGAGCCCCCGCGCCCGGCUCUGCUGCAGAGCCUGAGCUGCCCGGCCGCCUGCCAGAGGGGGGAGCAGCCCUGGGCGGAGGCGAUGGAGAUGAUACCGGAGGAGACCACAGCGGCGGAGCCGAGAGAGGGUCCGGCAGAGCCUGGCCCUGCUCCGCCACCCCCGGGGGACCUGCAGCCCCCCGAGCCCCCCAGCCCCCCACAGGACAGGACAUUGCCCAGUGCCGUGGGGCAGCCUGGCCCCGGGGGGCAACCGUCCUUGGUGGAGGCAGAGCCACCCCCCAGCCCCUACCUCACCGCCGAUUUUGGGAAGGAAGACCCUUUUGAGAUACUGGACGACGUCCCCCCGCCGCCAGCGCCCUUCACGCACCGCAUCGUCACCCUGCGCUCUGCCAACGUCAGCUCCCAGUUCAACCUCAGCUCCAAGGAGAUCCUGGGGGGGGGCAAAUUUGGCGAAGUCCACACGUGCACGGAGAAGCAGACGGGGCUCAAGCUGGCGGCCAAAGUGAUCCGGAAGCAGGGUGCCAAGGACAAGGAGAUGGUGCUGCUGGAGAUCGACGUGAUGAACCAGCUGAACCACCGCAACCUCAUCCAGCUCUACGACGCCAUCGAGACGCCCCGGGAGAUCAUCCUCUUCAUGGAGUUCGUGGAGGGCGGUGAGCUCUUCGAGCGGAUCAUCGAUGACGACUACCACCUGACGGAGGUGGACUGCAUGGUGUUCGUCCGGCAGAUCUGCGAGGGCAUCCGCUUCAUGCACCACAUGCGCGUCCUCCACCUCGACCUCAAGCCUGAGAACAUCCUCUGCGUCGCUGCCACUGGGCACAUGGUGAAGAUCAUCGACUUUGGGCUGGCUCGAAGGUACAACCCCCAGGAGAAGCUGAAGGUGAACUUCGGCACCCCCGAAUUCCUCUCCCCUGAGGUGGUCAACUACGAGCAGGUUUCCUACUCCACGGACAUGUGGAGCAUGGGCGUCAUCACCUACAUGCUGCUCAGCGGCCUCUCCCCCUUCUUGGGUGACAAUGACACCGAGACGCUCAACAACGUCCUGGCUGCCAACUGGUACUUCGACGAGGAGACCUUCGAGAGCGUCUCCGACGAGGCCAAGGACUUCGUCUCAAACCUCAUCAUCAAGGAGAAGAGCGCCCGGAUGAGCGCAGGUCAGUGCCUGCAGCAUCCCUGGCUCAACAACCUGGCAGAAAAAGCCAAGCGCUGCAACCGCCGGCUCAAGUCCCAGGUGCUGCUCAAGAAAUACGUCAUGCGGCGGCGCUGGAAGAAAAACUUCAUCGGGGUGUGCGCCGCCAACCGCUUCAAGAAGAUCACCAGUUCGGGGUCGCUGACGGCACUGGGCGUCUGAGCGGGGGCUCCCGGGGGGAGCCUGAGCCGCGUGUCAGUGGAGGCCAGAGAGGAACCGCUUGCGAGGGUCCCGCGUCAGCCUUGCUUCUGGACGGCAGCAGGACCUCGCUCCGCCGAGCUCAUCCCACCCCGGGCGGCAUCGCUGCGCCGGGGAUGCGCUGCUGGGGAUGCCGGCAGCACCCCCCUCGCCCUCCCCCCCUCCAAGGGCUCCAGCCCCCUCCCUGUUCCCAUCAAGCCAACGCUCCCAGCUGGAUUUCCUCGGCCUGUGAAGCUGCUCCUGAGCGGUGGUCUCCAAUCUCCCCCCUGGCCUGGCCACGCGAUGCCUGACCCGCAACAUCUCCGCUCCGCUCACGCUUCCUUCCCGUGGCCUUGGAGGAAAAAAAGCCGGCCCGGAGUGAGCCCGGUGUGAGCCCGGUGUGAGCCCGGGACACCCUGCACGCUUGCUGCUGCCUCGGACUACCAAGACUUGCUCGCUCUCUGCCUGUAAAUGCUGCAGCCCUGCCUUGCCUCCGCCGGCGCUGGACCCCCGAGCUGCCCGACCCCCCCCUUCCCGGCACCGUGGCUUGGCACGGGGAUGCCGGAGGGCAGGCGUGGACCCUCACCCUGGCGUUUUGGCACCAGAGCUGGGGCCAAAACGCCUCCUCCCUGUCCGGGCGGGCGUGCGGGAGCGGAGCUGGCCCCGAGCUGCUGCUCGCACAGGAAGGGAGGAAGCGGCGAGCACGCUUCCAGCGGCGUCCCCAGCUGGGAGCCAGCGAGGGAAGAAGGAGGCUUUGUGUUCCUCCUGCCCUCCCUGCCCUUCGGCUCUGCCAGCGGGGGGAAAAAACACAACCUCUGCUUCACCCGUCCCCGCCAGAUCACAAUGAGCAAGGCGGCCUAAUGCAGAGCAGCUGGGCCCGCGCUCCCCCGCUCCUGCGAGCAUCCUUCCCGCCCCGACCACCAACACACAGGAACUGCUGGGCGGCAGCUGUGGCCGCCAGCUCCCCCCCCCCGUCCCCCGCCGCAUGUGGGGGGCUCCCCGGGACCGCCCGGGCUUGGGGAGAUGUGCUGCCCCCGGUUCUCCGCCUCGUCCCGAGCCCCCUCCCCUCUGCCUGCGCCCCUCGGGGCUCCCCGGUGCUGCCGAAGGAUGAGCAUCCCCCGGGAUUUGCAGCUUCCAGCCUUGCCCGCUGCAGGAGGGGCCGGGGGGGCUGGCGAGGGAUCCCGGGCUCCCCCCUGCCCCCCCCAGCUUUGGCUUUCGCUGUGGCCGAGCCCCCCCCCCCAAGCCAGGGCUGUGUGUUUGCUCCAGGGUCACCUGUGCCCUCCGCGCCUGCUGCAGAAACCCUGGGGAGGGAUGGGGGGGGGGGAGGCUCUGGCCCCGCCAGAGCUGAAGGGGCUUUGGGCUUGUCCCCACCGGGGAGGGGACAUGGCUCAUGGGACCCUGCCCAAUGCCUGAGUCCUGCCCGGCUCUCGCCUUCUUGUAAAUAAAUGUACAGGUCUGUCUGCA